CUGGAGGGAGAGGGGAUUUACCUGCCCUCUGAGCGCCCCUGGGGCGGUGCGGCGCGGCGCUGCGGCAGAGGAUGCGCUGGCAGGAGCAGCCCUGGCGGGGGGGCGAGGCGAGGCGAGCGGCUGCAGCGGGAGGAGGGGCCGGGCUGCCUGUGCCGUCACAACCGGGUCGCUGCUGAGCGUGUCUGCGCCGCUGGAGCCGCGGCUGCGGGGUGGGGGCGGCGGAGCGGGGCGCUGCUGCGAGCCAUGUUGGGCGGGAGCGGCUGAGGAGCGGGGCGGCGGAGGUUUUAUUUAAAAAAGACAAAUUGAGUCUGGAUGCCUGUGCUGGAUGUUAGCAGCUGAAGAUGGAGUAAGAUGUGACCUUAACUCUGAUUUGAAGAAAUGCAAAACCACACUGUCUCACAAGAGGAAAAUAGCCCUCAUUAUGCUUAGCAUGGUGAUAUUGGAGGAGUAGCGACUGGAGACAAUCUGCUGCACUCUGAUACUUCGGCAAGACAAAUCACUAACAUCUAGCAGCAAGAAAAGGCGUGUUCUUCAUGACAAAAUGACAGCAAGAGAACACAGCCCCCGCCAUGGUGCAAAAUCCCGCACUGUGCAACGGGCCUCCACUAUUGACAUUGCCUCUGACAUGCUAGGUCUGUCUCUGGCAGGAAACAUCCAGGAUCCAGAUGAGCCAAUUUUAGAAUUCAGCUUAGUUUGCAGUGAGUUGCUCACACCAUCGCUAGAUCGAAAACCAAAUACUUUUGUCGCAGUAAGUGUCACUACACCUCCUCAGGCAUUCUGGACAAAGCAUGCACAGACAGAGAUUAUUGAGGGAACAAAUAAUCCUAUCUUUCUAAGCAGUAUUGCCUUUUUUCAAGACUCUCUUAUCAAUCAAAUGACGCAAAUCAAACUUUCUGUGUACGACGUCAAAGAUAGAUCUCAGGGAACAAUGUAUUUAUUGGGUUCUGGAAUGUUCACUGUAAAGGAAUUACUUCAGGAGAAGAACCAUAGAUUGCAUUUAACACUAAGGUCUGCUGAAAGUGAUCGUGUAGGUAACAUCACAGUUAUAGGAUGGCAAAUGGAAGAAAAAACGGACCAAAAGCCUCCUGUAACAAGGUCUCCUGACACCAUUAAUGGGAGGACUGUACUGCCAGUUGAUGAAAGUUUAACAGAAUCUUUAGGAAUCAGAUCCAAAUAUGCUUCGUUACGGAAAGAUGUGUUACUAAAAUCCGUGUUUGGUGGUGCCAUUUGUCGGAUGUAUCGUUUCCCCACAACUGAUGGGAACCACCUGAGAAUUUUGGAGCAGAUGGCUGAGAGUGUACUGUCACUGAACAUCCCCAGACAGUUUGUGAAGCUGCUUCUUGAAGAAGAUGCAGCCAGGGUUUGUGAACUAGAAGAGCUGGGAGAGCUGUCUCCCUGUUGGGAGAGCCUUCGUCGACAAAUAGUUACUCAGUACCAAACAAUUAUACUGACUUAUCAGGAAAACCUAACUGACUUGCAUCAAUACAAAGGCCCUUCGUUUAAAGCAAGUAGCUUGAAAGCUGAUAAAAAAUUGGAAUUCGUGCCCACAAAUUUACACAUACAAAGAAUGAGAGUCCAGGAUGAUGCAGGAUCAGAUCAGAAUUAUGACAUAGUAACCAUAGGAGCACCCGCAGCUCACUGUCAAGGCUUUAAAUCGGGGGGUCUACGGAAAAAGCUGCAUAAAUUUGAAGAGGCAAAGAAACACAGUUAUGAGGAAUGUUGCACUUCAACAAGCUCCCAGUCUAUAAUAUACAUACCACAGGACAUUAUUAGAGCAAAAGAGAUUAUUGCACAAAUCAACACCCUGAAAACUCAAGUCAGUUACUAUGCCGAAAGGCUCUCAAGAGCUGCCAAGGAUAGAUCAGCUAAUGGCCUUGAAAGAUCACUUGCCAUUUUGGCAGAUAAGACACGGCAGCUUGUCACUGUCUGUGAUUGCAAGUUAUUGGCAAAUUCAAUACAUGGAUUAAAUGCUGCAAGGCCAGAUUAUAUAGCCUCAAAGGCAUCUCCAACCGCUGGAGAGGGGGAACAAGUGAUGCUAAGGAAUGAUCAAGACACUCUUGUGGCAAGAUGGACAGGAAGAAAUAGCCGAUCUUCUCUGCAGGUGGAUUGGCAUGAAGAGGAAUGGGAAAAAGUUUGGUUGAAUGUUGACAAAAGUCUGGAGUGCAUUAUUCAGAGAGUGGACAAACUUCUCCAGAAAGAGCGUUUGCACAGUGAUAGCUGUGAAGAUGUUUUCCAGUGUGACAUCAGCUGUACUAGUAAGAAAGGUAAUCGGGAUACUCGUGCCUACUGGAUAAACCCAGAAGGCUUAGAUGAGACCUCAUCCUCACCACCAUCAUCCUCACCACCAUCUUCAACCAUAUCAUCCUCUGCAUGCCAUUCUCACAGAAACACAAAUUGCAGCCCCCCUCCUGAAGAGUCCAGCCCAGGUGAAUGGAGUGAGGCUCUUUACCCCUUGCUGACAACGCUCACGGACUGUGUAGCCAUGAUGAGUGACAAAGCAAAGAAAGCUAUGGUCUUUUUGUUAAUGCAAGAUAGCGCUCCUACAAUAGCUCUGUGCCUGAGCCUUCAAUAUCGCAGGGAUGUUGUCUUCUGCCAAACUCUGACAGCUCUUAUUUGCGGUUUCAUUAUCAAACUGAGGAACUGCCUGAAUGAUGAUGGAUUCCUAAGGCAGCUCUACACCAUUGGUCUGCUGGCGCAGUUUGAAAGCCUUUUGAGCACAUAUGGUGAAGAGCUGGCAAUGCUGGAGGACAUGAAUUUGGGAAUAAUGGAUUUGAGAAAUGUAACCUUUAAAGUAACUCAGGCCACAUCAAAUGCAUCUGCUGACAUGCUGCCAGUCAUUACAGGAAAUCGUGAUGGAUUUAAUGUGAGGAUUCCUUUGCCAAGCGCCUUGUUUGAUUCGUUGCCCCGGGAGAUUCAGAGCGGCAUGCUACUGAGAGUUCAGCCUGUUCUUUUCAACGUGGGAAUCAAUGAGCAGCAAACCCUAGCAGAGAGGUUUGGAGACACCUCAUUACAAGAAAUAAUUAAUAUGGAGAGUUUAGUUCGGUUGAAUUCCUAUUUUGAGCAGUUCAAGGAAGUUUUGCCUGAUGAUUGCCUACCUCGAUCUCGUAGUCAGACGUGCCUGCCUGAACUGUUAAGGUUUCUGGGACAGAAUGUACAUGCAAGAAAAAAUAAGAAUGUUGAUAUUCUUUGGCAAGCUGCUGAGAUAUGCCGGAGACUAAACGGUGUUCGAUUUACAAGUUGUAAAAGUGCCAAGGACAGGACAGCCAUGUCAGUGACCCUAGAGCAAUGUUUGAUCCUGCAGCAUGAACAUGGAAUGGCUCCUCAGGUCUUCACCCAGGCACUGGAGUGCAUGAGGAGCAUUGGAACACGGGAGGUAGUCACCCAGAAGAACUUGAGUGGCUUGGUGCCCAUCCGAGAUUUCGGGCUAGACCCCAGCCUCCUCUACUCUUUUCCUUUACUAGCUCUGAGCCCCAAUUUACUGAUUGUGUGGCUGUUUCUGAGCGUAGCAUACCUGGUGGCCCGAUUACGUUGCAAAUGAAGACAAGCUUAAAAAAAACAAAAAUAGAUAAAAGUGCUUAAAUAUGUAUUGCCACCUGAUACCUGCUGGACAAAGGAAUGUGUCAUAGCAAUGUCUGCCAAGAAUUAUUAUUAUGCCUUACAAUUUUACGUUUAUAUUGUACUAAACUGUAAAUAUACAUCAAAUUAUUUUAUCAAGAGGAAUUGUAUUGAAAGUUUAAACCACUGUUAUGCUUUCAGUGCUUGUAACAUAGUCUGAAGUUGGCUGUUACCUCGUUACUUUAGCUGGCCUGAAGAUCAGUUUCUCUUACCAAAUAUUUCUCUUACAUUCAGAUCUAAGAGUCUCUCUCAUAUAUACAGUUUUGUGUUACUUGUUUCAUGUAUUCCAGAGAAAGGAACUCUGUCUGAAAGAAUUUGUAUCUUUUUGUAUAAUCUUUAAGUGUAUGCUAACCUUGCCUUUCAUUUUUAUGAGAUAUGAAGAGAAAAAUUUAAAAUAAAUAGGUGGGGUUUAUAACAGAUGUAACUAGAUAAACAAAUCUGACACUUUCUACUUCCAUUUCAAAGCAUAAUCGCUAAAUUACAAUAGUAAACAGUUUGCAGAACCCAUAGUCUUGUUCCUUUCUCGUUUAAAUCUAUUUCAAUAGCAUAUACUGUACCCGCUCAAAAAAAACCCCUUGAAUUGCAGUGUACUGCAUGCAAUGUUAUUCCAUUAUGUUUACAGGUAUACAUUUUUGUAGCCUAUUUAAGUGAAUGACUCUCAGAAAAGGAGAGUAUGUAGUAAAAAUAGACUGAUAGUGAUUCAUUGUCCAUUUAUUCCUCCUUGGGAAAAGAUGCUCCAUUUUUAAAUAAUAAAAAAGAGAAUUCUGAAUCAGGAUAAUAACUUAUAAAUUAAUUAUGUUGACAUUUAAUAUACCAGACAAGAAAAGAGGUAUAUUAGUUAGCUCCCUUAGCAUGGUGACACUGAACUACAAAGCCAAAGCAUUUGGGUUUUGUGCAGUGACAAUAGACAAAAUAUUAUUAUUUCUAUUCUUAAAUAUUUGCUAUGUGCACAGAUAUUAUGGUUAUGGGAGCCACAUAAGGACCUAGGUAGGUAAAUAGAUGACAGUGAGUUAAUAUGUAAUUUCUAUCAUUAUUAUAAUUAGCUCAAAUAGGCAAAUAGCAGCAUUCAGAAAGCCUAGAUAGCUGUAACUGUUAUAUUCAUUUUGUUGUUUUUUAGAAGCAUUUCUGACCAGUAAUAAUGCAAGAUGAAAAAGCAGCUAUGUAAUUUUGAGGUUAGAAUAGACUCUUAAAUUCAGGAAAUGUUUAAUUUCCUGUUAUAAAUAAAUCAGAAAGUACAUGGCUAUGUUUUCUUUGUCUUCACCAAAUCAGAUUGUACAAUACAAUGUCUCCUGAUUUCCAUCCCCUCCCUCUACCUUUUUUUUUUUUUUAAAAGGUGAAUCUAUUUAAAUUUAUAUUUCAUUUUUAUAAAAAAAAACAAAACAAAACUGGAGUGAGUUUGGGAAAGCGUAUUGCUGAUGAAAUUGAAACCAUGGCAUGCCAGCAAUGGAAAAUACAAAGCUGAUUGGUGGCAGGUAUAAAUUACUCUGCUACUGCAUCUCAGUCCUGAUCUUCACACACUUCUGAUUCCAGCCUUAUUUGUCCCCUGAACAGCCUGCCUUGUGUGCCAAAUUCUGUGUUUUUAUUAUGUGAAUAAGUAUCCAGUACGGACAAAGACCUUGAUCCAGCAAAAUGCUAAGCACACUAGCCCAAUCUAACAAGUAUGUGCUUAACUUUGAACAUGAGUAGCCCCAUAGAAGUCAGUGGGAAUAUUCAUGUGCUUAAAAUUAAGCAUGUUUAAAUGCUUUGCUAGACUGGGACCAACAUGCUCAUCAUCUUGCAAGAUUGAACUCUAAUUUAAGAAGCUGAUUAGUCUCACUUUGGGUGAAACCCUAGGCCUGCUUAAUUCAAUUUCAUUUCUUUGUGCCUAGAUUUCAUCCUUUGUGACCUAGCCUAUAUUUAAACUCAGGUCUCCAGAGCUGAAAAGCUUAGUGCAUGCUGCCAACAUGCCUCAACCAGAAGAAAUUAAUUCUUCACAAAAACUAUCACAUAAUUAAGUUAAGAUUCUGGUUCUUCACUACAGUUUCAGUCUUGCACAGUGCCAAGUGCCUGAACUCCCAAUAUACUCAGCAGAUGCUCAGUUGAGGAAGCUCAGCAGUUCAUAGGACUACUUGACACCUUGCUCGAUCCGAACCUUUGCGAAGGAUCUCUAAUGAGGAGAUGGCUGUUAUGUCAUAUCAAUGACAGUGUAAUAAACAUAAGUGCCAUUAGUUGAGAUGUAUUAAGCAGCACAAGAUCUCCAUUCUUUGCAUUUUAGAACACCUUUUAGUAACUUUGGGUGGUGGCAUGAAGGAGCAAUACUGUACCUUUAUAAUUAAGCUGGUUACCUUUGGGCAGGAGGUUUCACAUUCAUUUAAUUAAAUGUUGACAGGUACUAGGGUUAAGGUGCGAUAUAUUUUAAUUAAUUUAAGGCAAACAUAACCCCUACAUUUAAGGUAAAAAUAACAAUUAUUGUUAUGUCUUUGUGGUCACAUAUCAAAAUAUAUUUUAGAUCAUAUUUAAGAUAAUAUUAAAAGUAGGACUAAAGCUAAUAAAAUUAAGGAAGUUGGUGUAGUAUCUGUUACCAACUCAUUCAGUUGUGUCUAGGAAUCUCAGUAGUGAAAUAAGGAUUUAUGUUCACUAUUAGGUCACGUAAGAAAAAGUGACUCGUGAAUUAAUAUUUCUGGUCACCAUUGUUUCCAGUCAAACAGUAAGCCAUGUCCUCAGCUGGUAUAAACUGACAUAGUUCCAUUGAUGUUGAUGGUAUAUAGCAGCUAAAAAAUCUGGCACAGAAGAUAUGUGAUGGCACAUUAUAUCUUGUCUUCACAUUCACAGGAGGGGAAAAAAGCCCUUGCAGCACCAUCACUAUGACUCACUUCAGGCGUGCAAUAACUAGUCAUGAUGGGAUGAAUUCUGAACAAUGCUAAACUUACCAUUGCAUACCCUAACUUUCUGGUUUGUGUCCCAUGCUACUGUCCCUUUGUGACAUUACCCAGGGUACAAUCUGGACUGUUGAACAGCUUAAUUCUCUAGCCUGGGGUGUCUUUUAUCCUUCUUUGCUGUCAGAACAUCCACUCCUGGUCUGCUCACCCAGCUUUCAGUAUUCAAAAUCACUCCCAGAUAAAUUACAUGAGCACUCUGACCAGUCAUUCAUGAAUUACAUAUAGGGCAACACCCACAAAUUCUUAAUCCCAGCCUUGUUCCUCCAGAAAUGUGCAUCUUGUACUGCUCAGUAGCCUUCUGUACAAGCUCAUAGGAAGUCUCUCAUUUCAUCAAAGGAAAAUGAUAAUGUACCAGCCUUGUUAUCCCAAAUGGAGUUUCGCACACACUGUAAUCCAAACACACUGGUUAAGAUAAAACAAUAAGAUAAGUUUAUUAACUACAGAAAGAUAGUUUUUAAGCGAUUACACGUGAUGAUGCAUAAAAGUCAGGAUUGGUUACAAAAUAAAAUAAGAGUAAAAUGCAAGUUAAUGCCUAACUUAACAAGCUAAGUGAACUUAAAAGCAAAAGGUUUUGUCUCACCAUAUGCUGCAGUAAAUUUCACAGGCUGGGUCUCCUUUCAGCCUGAGACGCUGCCCCCUUAGUUCAGUUCAUUUAAAAUAGUCAAGAAAUAAUAAAAUUACAACAAAUUUAAUUAAUCAAAAUUAAACAAGCCCAGCAAUGAGCAUAAGCCAAUGUUGGAAGAAGAUUUUUAAAGGUAAACAAAACCCAAAGCAAUCUUUUAAAUGAAGUCACUAUGGUUUAUCUGGGGUAUGUUACAUGCUGCUUUACAUCUGUCUUUAAAACAGGAAAAAUAUAGCAUUUCAGCCAUAAGAUGGUGGUAUGUACAUUUUGCCAUCAAGCUAGUGCAUUAAAUCAUAAUCAUUAUCCAUUUUUACCUUCUGUAGUAGAGAGAGAAGAAAACAUUCUCAUGAGAAUCUAAGUUCACUUGUAACCUACAUUUUUUAAAAAGUGCUUCCUCUUUGUAAGUCUGUUUUUGGAAAACAAGGAUUUUACAUACAAUGAAAGGGACUUUGCAGUAGAUUUCAGAACCAUUAUCUAGAAGUCUUAUAGCUGGGGUAGCUUUCAUUAUAGCACAGAGCCUCCAUGGUAUGGAGCAACUGCAUAGCAACAUUAGGUUUGCAAUCUAAACUCUGAACAGUUUUGUGUGAUGACAGUACAUGGAGCCAAUCUUUUUUUGCAUCCAUACAUGCUGUUUUAGGAUUUAGAUUCUGCUAGUACAGUUUGUUAAUUUUCAAAUUAAUUUAUGCAUGCAAAGUUAUCUGAAAAGUCAUUAUUUUUGUAUUUACUCUUUAAGUAAGCUUUGAUAAUACUGGCAUACAGGGGACAAUAAAAUUAUUUUAAAAAUUCUGUUCAGAGAUCAGCAGUUUUUCUUUUUCAACUUAAUUUACUAACAAAUUAGCAGAACUGUAUUUCAGCAGUUUUUUUUUAUUCCAUGUGCAAUGAAAUGGCAUUUAAACUUCACAGUAAAAGUACCCUGAAAUACAUGAAA
Malaclemys terrapin pileata is the source of this 8083-nucleotide messenger RNA. It is a transcript of the gene INPP4A, whose product is annotated as inositol polyphosphate-4-phosphatase type I A. The transcript has 27 exons. Bases 542 to 3538 code for a protein of 998 amino acids. Gene Ontology annotation, molecular function: phosphatidylinositol-3,4-bisphosphate 4-phosphatase activity. NCBI's taxonomy places the organism in Eukaryota, Metazoa, Chordata, Testudines, Emydidae. The record is from RefSeq and is a predicted model, not a curated record. Gene Ontology annotation, cellular component: cytoplasm.